Stegodyphus dumicola is the source of this 777-nucleotide messenger RNA. RefSeq lists its product as uncharacterized. The record is from RefSeq and is a predicted model, not a curated record. Lineage: Eukaryota; Metazoa; Arthropoda; Arachnida; Araneae; Eresidae.
AUGAUCCCGCUGAAACAUUUGUCUAAGAAGGAAGAAGAAGAGCUAGCCCAUGAUUUGUUCCUCAAAGAACUUACGAGAAGUAAAGACGGGCGUUACCGUGUUGGUCUUCCAUGGACUUGUAUUAACCCAAACAUUCCUUCAAAUAGAAAUGAAGCAGAAAGAAAGAAGGAAGUCUCAAAAAAGGAACUAGAAGAAGUAGGAGGCCAUUACUUGUGUCACCAUCCAGUUAUUAAGCCAGAGAGUGCUACUACGUCUAUCAGACCAGUUUUUGACGCCUCGUACAAAGUUGGAAGAGCACCAUCCCUAAAUGACUGUCUCUUCAAAGGACCAAACUUGAUAGAAGAAAUUCCCGCUAUAUUAUUGAGAUUCCGAGAAAAGGCUAUUGCUGUUGUGUCCGACAUUAGCAGAGCCUUCCUCCAAACUGAAGUUAAGGAAGAAGAUCGCCGAUUUUUGCGAUUUUUAUGGUGGGAGAAGAAAAAUAAAAUUAAAGUCUAUCAACAUAACAGAGUAUUAUUUGGAGCUACUUGUAGCCCCUUUUUACUCAGCGCGAUUAUAGGAUACCAUUUGAACAAGUAUCCAAAACAACUCAAAACAGUUACUGACAAACUCUUGAAGUCCUUCUAUAUUGACAACUGCGUAACCUCCGUAGACAAUGCAUCCGAAUUAGAAGAAUUUAUCUCAAAGUCAACUGAAAUUAUGGCUGAAGCUAAGAUGGAUUUGAGAUUAUGGCAGUUAGUCCGGGCCGGUAGAAGAGAAAUAAGAAAAGUUGUCAACUGA